CAACCUGCCAGGUGCUCGUCGACCUCGAGCUGCACGCUUUGGUCACCCUCGAUCCAGCAACCUACACACGAAUUGUCUGCACACGAAGCCCGUAUUUACAAGAUAUACAAUGUCAGCGCCAUCGUUCUCCUCUUUUCCUUCAUCGUUCUCGUCGUUCCCGGUCCUUGAUCCCGGUCCGAGCAAGCGUCCUGCUACUCCCGCAGAACAGUCUGCCGACGCGAGGAAGAAGAAGAAGAAGAAGAAAGAUAGGGAAGAAAAGGAACGGAAGGGGCGUCAGCACAAACAUGACAGGGCUGAGUACGACAGUAGGGAACGUCGCACAGACCGAUCCAAGAAGCACAAGGAGGAUAGUCCCUAUGCGGGUUUUGAUGACGAACGCCUCAAGGCGCAAGAGGACGUUUUCUUGCGCGCGGAGAAAGCAUCACAUAGCGAGCAGCUUCUGUAUUUUACAGACCGCAAAGGCGAUCCGCUAAAUACACAGUACGGUGGACUGUACGCUGGGAGCGUUCCGCGCUACUACCUAGUCGGUGGCGGUAAGACGAUCCUAGGUUUGGAGCAUGGAUGGAGGGUGGUGCACAGAGGUCGCAAAGGUGUCGAAGUUGCUGUGGGCGGAAAGCGCAAGAUGCCUGGGCUGACGGACUCCAGUGCGCGACAUCUGCUGCAUGCACCUCCAACUCGCAGACUCCUGGCUUCGUCGGAGGACAAGUAUAAGUACGACGAGGUCGAAGGCUUCCUACGCAUCUCCUCGGGGCGCGAGCGGAAAGGUGACCCGUCAUACCGGUCGAUCACAGCGUCGAGACAUGAUGCCAAUGCCGACGAAAGUGAGUCGUCCGAGGAUGAAGGGGAGGAGAGCUCAGGCGACGACUCGGAUACGACUCCCAUGACAUCGCUUCAAGUAACCCUCAAGUCGCUUGAGGAGCGUUUGUCCGCCGACCCCGCCUCAGUUCCAACAUGGCUCUCCCUCCUCUCACAUACGCUCUCCACCGUCCCUAUCACAUCGAAGAACGCACCGAAGGCGCGCUCGGAGAUCACUCUGUCCAUCUUACAGCGAGCUCUAUCUGCCCACCCGCAGAACGCGUCGUCCAAGGUGCUCAGGCUCCGGUACAUCAAAGCCGGUGAAGAGACCUGGCACGAAAGCAAACUGCGCGCGGAAUGGGAAGAUGCGCUGAAGGUAGGGGGCAUCGAGAUGUGGAUGGAGUGGCUCGAUUGGAGGAUCAGGAAGGGCGAGAAGGGCGUGGAAGGCAUUGUCGAAGAUGCGAAGCGUGUUCUCGGUGCAGUCAUAGGGGACGAAAUUGGUAUGCUCAGAGUCCUCUGGCGGGUGGCCGUUGGUUUCCGGGAUGCAGGCUACGUGGAGCGAGCCACUGCUCUCUUCCAGGCGCAAGCUGAAUUGACGUACAGGACACAUCCUGACAUGGCUCGACAGCCCUUCGAGAGACAGCUAGACGCCCUGGAGGAGUUCUGGGAGUCGGAGGCACCUCGCAUGGGCGAAGCCAAUACAAAGGGUGUGCCAUAUUGGACAACAAACCCUAUCGGCGAUGUAACGAACUUGGUCUCACCCCGCAAGGCUGCGAACAUCUCUGCGAGAGAACGCGACCCCUUUCGUCGAUGGGCGGCGUCCGAGUCGCUCUCCGAUCGUGCGUACCAGCUGCCCACGCGUUCGUUCGACGGCGCUGCAGACGAGGACCCGUAUGCAACGAUCCUCUUCGCAGACAUUCGGCCGUUGCUCGUCGACAUCCGCAGCGCGAAAGCGAAAGACAUAUUCAGACGGAUCUGGCUCGCCUUCCUUGGCCUGCACGUCCCUGGCUUUCUGGCGACCCUCACGUCGUUGUCGCAGGAGAGUACGGACGACCGGUGGGCGUGCGCGCAUCUCGCGUCGCCUUCCCACUUAGCCGCCAUCGUGCCGUCUGAAGCUAACAGUGCCGCAAGACGGAUCACAGCUGACGCACAAGCUGGUGUACUCAUAGGGCGGGAGCGCGAGUACUCUAAUGCCUUCGGGCCUGUGAAGAACUGGGGCUAUGGUGUGCUUGGGGCGCUGGAAGCAGUGCCUGGUACGCGAUGGACUAUGUGGGGUCCUGAAGACGUCGCGGACGUGAGCAUUGACUUGGUUCGAGAAGUCUUCGCUCAGUGUCGAACUGGGGACGACACGGAGUGGGAUGUACUCUCGCUCGCCUUCGAGGGUGCUUGCAAUUUGAAGAGCGCUGUAGCACAGUCAAAGAAGAUGCUGGCCUCUGCGCAGAAUUCCCUGCCACUGUGGGCUGCGCAUGCUCGACUGCAACGACUGCGAGGUCGCCUCGAUGACGCGCGCAAGGUUUACCAAACCAUCCUCGGCAGCUCGAAUUCGACCUCUGCCGCUCAUCGCCAGCUGUGGUGGGACUGGGCGGAGAUGGAGUGGCUUGCUGGUCGCCCCGAAAGUGCGACCGAAGUCAUUCUUCGAUCCACAGGCUCUCAAGGCACAGGUGGCAUUCCCAUUCUACGAGCGAAGCGACAGUUACAAGAAGCUAUCACCGUACCGUCUACGGCCUGGAAGGAGCGCGAAUACAUCAUGAAGCUCUGGACACUACUCGAACUCCUCACAGCGUCACCGGAGUCCGCGCUAUCGACACUUGACGUACACCUCAGCGCGCUGGACCCUGGGACACUCCCGCACGAGAGCUUGGUCGUCGUGUCCUUGUCACUGCUCUAUGUCCACGGGAUCGUACUACGGAAUCCCAUGCCUCCGGCACUGUUGCGGGAGCGAGCCGAGCGCGUUAUCGAGCAGCACCCGAGCAACACGAUCGUGCUAGGCAUGUUCCUGGAAGCCCAGAAGGGUCAGGCCAUCUGGGGACGGGUCAAGACCCUGUUUGGAGAGGGUGCGGAAGCGGGCAUGCGAGAUAAAGACCUAUCGCGAAGGGCUGCGGAGGUGUGGCUGGCUAGCUGGGAGAAGGGCCGUUGGGAAGCGGAGCAGGAGCGGACACGAGGCGGGCUGUCCGCCGCGGUGCAGAGCGAACGCACACGCGGCAGCACCGCGCUCUGGCAGCUGUACGUGCAGUUCGAGGUGAGGACGGGCCACGUAGAGCGAGCCAAGAAGUUGUUGUUCCGAGCCGUGGGUGAAUGUCCCCUCGCGAAAGAACUCUAUCUGCUCGCGUUUGGGCCACUGCGGAAGGCAUUCAGUGGCCGGGAGCUCAAUGGGUGGGCGGAGACAAUGGCGGAACGGGGUAUUCGGAUGCGGCGGGGCCUGGACGAGGCGCUGGAGGGGUGGACAGAAGAGGGCGGAGAUAAUAGGGCGGAGGAGACGGACACGGAGGACGAGAUCGAGCACAACGCGCGGGAGCUGCGGCGCCUGAGGCCGUACUAGACGCGCCUGUGGCGGGUGUAUUUACCAGUAUUUGUGUUUGGCGACGGUGUUUGUACACGGGUCAGCGGAUCUGUUGUGAGAGGACUGGAUGCCGUCGACACGAGGCCGC
Molecule: messenger RNA, 3443 nt
Organism: Rhodofomes roseus
Lineage: Eukaryota; Fungi; Basidiomycota; Agaricomycetes; Polyporales; Fomitopsidaceae
Product: NRDE-2, necessary for RNA interference-domain-containing protein
Exons: 7
Coding region: 110-3334 (1074 amino acids)
Biological process (GO): regulatory ncRNA-mediated post-transcriptional gene silencing; negative regulation of RNA catabolic process
Cellular component (GO): catalytic step 2 spliceosome
Molecular function (GO): protein binding
Source: RefSeq, a predicted model, not a curated record